Molecule: messenger RNA, 1279 nt
Organism: Clarias gariepinus (North African catfish)
Lineage: Eukaryota; Metazoa; Chordata; Actinopteri; Siluriformes; Clariidae
Gene: mrps23
Product: mitochondrial ribosomal protein S23
Exons: 5
Coding region: 89-652 (187 amino acids)
Biological process (GO): translation
Cellular component (GO): ribosome; mitochondrion
Molecular function (GO): structural constituent of ribosome
Source: RefSeq, a predicted model, not a curated record
AUAUUAACCUCUGUUCAGGCACGGUUUUCGUCUGACCCCUGGUAGAUUAUUUUUUAGGAUUUUGUAAAUAUUGUUCCUCAAGUGCACGAUGGCUGGAAGCCGACUUGAGAAGGUCGGAACUGUUUUCACUCGGGUUCGAGAUCUUAUGCGUGCCGGAGUCAUCAAAGAGUCUAAGAAACCUGUUUGGUUUGACGUCUAUGCUGCGUUCCCUCCGAAGAGAGAACCCGUCUAUGUGAAACCGCUGAGACGUGUGCGACAGAAAACUGAAGAGAAUGUGCCUGAAAUCUUUUACAAGGAGGAUCAAAUACGAGCUAAAUUUUAUGAUUUGUAUGGAAAUGGACCUAAAGCAUUUGAUCUCACAAGAAGCAACUUUGUAUCGCCUUGCCAGAGGUUUGUGGAGAAGUACAGUGAAUUAGAGAGCAGGGGAGAUGUUGAGUCAGAAAUGCUGCUCGAGCAAACGGCAAAGGUUCUUCUUGCCGAUGGGCUUGUGCUCAGGAAGCGAGGUGGAGGACCUGCUGUGGCAGCAGAGACACGCAGUUCUGUCCUGGCCAUGAAGUUAACCGACAUGCUGGCUGAACAACAAAAAGACAAUCACACACACACGGAGGAUCAAACACCACCUGCUCAAAGUGACUCUUCAAACAUCGUAUAGCCUGAAGAAAAAAAAAAAAGGACAUCUGUCCUGUAUGAAUAUACAUGUAUUUAUGUAAUGAACAUUAAAUUACUUGAGAAGCACCAGUUUAGUCAAAGUUUGAUGACAGUUACUUUUCCUUCAUUAAUUUUAGUCUUAACCGCUGACAGUGAGGAAUGGACGUGAUCUUUUCAGUUUAACAAACAUUCUGUAUUACAUCAAAGAUGGAAUGUGUACUAUGUGGCCAAAUUUACGUUUUAACACCUGACCAUCAUACCCAUGAUGUGUGCAUCUUUUUCAAACCAGUACCACAAAGUUUAAAACACACAAUCAUAUAGAAUGUCUCUGGAGCAUCAGGCUUUUCCUUCAUCUAAACUAAAAGGCCCAAAUCUGUUCUUGCAUGACAAUGCUCAUGUGCAAAGGUACAAAGGGAGCUCUCUGAAGACAUUGCAAUUUUCUACCUGAAACCCCACAACACAUUUGGGAUGAAUUAUUAACACAGGUUUCAUAAAAUCUUUUUUUUUUUUUUUUAAACAAGCACAUACAUGUGCUUUGUCUAGGUGUCAACAAAAUGAGUCAAUAUAGUGUAUGAUAUAUUGUUAUCGAAUAAUCUAAUAAAAUGUUUCAACAUUAAAAAGAAUGUCUUAA